Messenger RNA from Acanthaster planci (crown-of-thorns starfish), 6010 nucleotides. Its product is annotated as ileal sodium/bile acid cotransporter-like. The record is from RefSeq and is a predicted model, not a curated record. NCBI's taxonomy places the organism in Eukaryota, Metazoa, Echinodermata, Asteroidea, Valvatida, Acanthasteridae. Gene Ontology annotation, cellular component: membrane.
GCACGCGACCUUUGCUCAAGCACAGGCACGUGAGUUUAAAAUGAUUGCGCCAACUGCCGAUAUAGUGCCCUAAUAAAAGGGCUUUCUUUUAAAUGCACGCGCAGUCUCUCACAUGACUCACGGUCGGCAGUGAGAGACCUUGGCCAUGAAUGAAAUCCGGGUAACUCGUUUAUACUUCAUGACGAUCGUAUCGUGCGGUCUGUAACACCAGUGUCACACACAUCAGGAAUUAGAUAUAUUCAUAUUUCCAUGUUGUCAGCAUGGUCACUGGAUUCGACUGAAACCUUUUGAUGGUUCUUUGUUGAAAACAUCCGGUAUGCCGUUAAACUUGAGCUUCACUUCCGAUCCCUCAGCUUGUAGGAGAUUUUAAGCUGGACGCAGACAGAUGGAGGGGCAUCCGGUAGCUAAACGGCAUUGCCUACCCGGAGUUCGCCUAUGGGUAUUUCUACUUGGUCUUCUGGCCCAGGGCUUGACGGUGAAUGCUGCUGAGGGAGACAUCGACCGAUCCCCGUAUAACUUCAACUUCACGGUUGGUGACGAGGAAGAUAUCAGCCUCACUUUCCGGGAGAAUUCCGUUCUUCGGCUGACGAUCAAUCAAACGGAUUACAUCGGACGGGUCGAACUGGACAGCGGCAAUCAGCAAGUAUUCACCCUCAAAGACGGCACCGUCACCUUCUUCAUCAAGGAGAACACCACGUUCCCUUUUAGCAUGGAUAUCGAGUUCCGAGGUGAAAAUAUUGGCCGCAGCGAGCUCGUCGCGUUUGCCGCCGGGGACACCACGGACAGGACGACCUUGGGCUCGGUGACCGUCAAAGUUUUGACACCGUUCAGAACGCUCGGCAUUGUCGCGACCUACAUACUAGCAGCCUGGUUGGUAGUAUCCUAUGUGACUAUGGCAGCUAAGGUGGAACCCCGGGUCCUGCUGGAAAAGAUUAAACCCCCUUGGGGGAUCAUCAUGGGUAUGGUGUGCCAGUUCAUUCUCAUGCCGCCUCUUGCUUUCGUGUUAGCUAAGGUCUUCAAUUUAACAGGAGCCACGGCUAUCGGUCUUGUCCUGGUUGGUACUUGCCCUGGUGGGUUUUUCAGCAACAUUGAGGUCUUGUUACUUGACUGCGAUAUCGUCCUCAGUUUGACCAUGACCACCUUCUCGACCUUCAUAGCCUUAGGGAUGAUGCCACUCAAUCUGCUCAUCUAUGCCCAGCCGUUCAUAGACGGUAAUGGCCGCCUUCAGACACCCUUCAGGAAUCUGCUUAUCCAACUUUGUUCCUUAGUUCUUCCACUCCUCAUUGGAGUUCCUUUCUUCCAGCGCUUCAAGAAAGCACGCAGGAUUUGCCUCAAACUUGUCAAGCCUUUCACCAUCAUUCUGAUGAUCCUAGGUAUUGUGCUCUUUAUUCCGUCCCAGUACUACAUCUUCUUCGGCAAUUGGAAAACUUGGACUACAUCAGCAAUCCUACCACUCGUCGGUGCCUUCUUGGGCAUGUCCAUAGCUCGAAUCGCCAACUUCAACUACGUCUUUUCCAUCACGGUUGCCAUAGAGACCGGUUGUCAGAAUACUCUUCUGGCGGUCUCGGUGGCAAAACUUUUCUACAAAGAGCCAGAAGCGGACAUUGUGGCCAUUAUCCCUCUACUAAUUGCCAUGGUAACUGGAUUCGAAGGUAUAGCUGUUGCAGUAAUAUAUAUCCUCGGCCGCUAUAUCCGUGGUAAAACCAAGGAGAAAGAGCCGGCUGGGAAUGCUGGAAAUGUCGGGAACUCGACAGAAACCAAUAGUGUCACGGGAGGGGGCCAAGACAACGGCAUUGUGAACGAAGGGAUGGACCAAGAUGAGCCUCCAGGACCAGAGGGAAGGUUUCGUCAGCUCAUCCCUACCAAUCAGGUCUACGACGACGGAGUCUGUAUCUGGCCGCCAUCACCUGAGGCCUUGAUGUCUCCGCCCUCCCAACAACCAGCGGAGUUGAAGAACACAGACUCGCCAUUUGAGACAGUGCCACGGUCCAAUGAAAACCUCGGUGCGAUGGCUGUGACCGAUGACCCAGCGUGUCGCAGCAACGGGUUCGUGAUUGACCAACACGCUUGGCUGUGAAAACAGCGUGGUAACACACGCUUUCCUGUAAUAUUCAUGAAGCUCUUCUGAUCAAACAUCUGCAAGAAUACAAUCUAUGGAAACAGAAUUCCAAAAUUCAAAAUCUCAGAAAUUACUUGGUUAAUUUUAGGCUCAGAGUACUAGAACAAAACCAGGCCUCCACUUGGUCUUUUGACCAAAGAAAUCAGUUUUAUUUUCCGCGUCAUUCACGAAGUACACCUACGAGUUUGUACUUUGGGUGUCGAAUUAUGAGAGGUUUACUUCAGUGUCAAAUAGAGAAAUUUAUUAAACUUUUGCAAUUACGGUACUUAAUAUUGCUAUAAAUGUUUUUCUUCUCCCGAUAAAUGAUGACCAGUUUUGUGAGAUGUAGACGAGAUUUCAACAUGGGUUACAGUGUUUUAAAAAUAAUACAGGUUCAGUUUUGAUGUUUGUGCCGUGAACAUUCACCCAUCCAAAUUGUAAAAUGGUUCAUUUUCACUCCGUAGGUUUCAGUGUGUAGCUUGGAUGACAGGUUUCAAUAUACAUGUAUGUAGCUUGGAUGACGCGCGGUUGGAACUUUUCCCUGACCGGACUUUUUCAAUUUGAAGAUUGUGAAAAAAUUGACAUGAGUACCUUAGGUCUUUGGGGGACACUGAACUGUAUGAUGGGAGGGGGACCUUCUCUCGGUUUAAAAGUAUUCAGACUAAAAUCUACGUUUUGCCAACAACAAAGUUGAAGUUUUUUUUAUAGUUUACAAUUAUAUUUUGCAAUACUGCUAAUUCAACAGGAACACAAAAUACGUACAAACACAAUUAAAUUGUCUAUAUAGGAAAAACAGCCACAUCAUUGAAAAGAAACUCUGUAAACAAAUGCAGUGUCAAUUUAACAAAAAUCCUUUAAAAUCUAUGUUAUAAAAAAAUCAUAUUACCCAUAUCAUAUUUUGAGUGUUCCUUUUAAAUUCUAUAUUCUUCACUAAAGAUUCAUACGGGUGUUAUGGUGUCUAUCAUUCUUUCUUGAUAGGGGAAAUGAUAAUUUUAAACUGGACAUGACACAUUUUUAGUGUGAAGUUGAAUAUUCCAAUUUAGCAAGUUGAUUGCUAUUUUGCUAAGUACUCUGUGAUGUUUAGAGCUUUUUGAUACCGAAAACCAGCGAAUGUUCUUCCGUGACUCAUUGUCGGAGCAUUUGACCGACCGUUGAGUGCAUAAGACAAUCUUUUGUGUGACGUUGGGUUACGAAGGCGUGUUUACUGUGUCUUCCACUGUUUGGUGUUGGUGAUCGACUGUGCAAAUCAGGGUGUCGCGAGAGAAGUUCCAUUUUUUUUAAUGAAUAUUUCACCAGAACGCUUCCUGUGAAAAGUGAUCAAUCUUUCUGUCCAUGAUGCAACGUACCGUUCUUCCAAGGGAGAAAUGGGGCACAUCUUCACACUAGAGGGACUGUUAAGCAUGUGUAAACACCGUCUUGCUGUCAGUCUGUUGACAUGUUUAAAUGAUACAUGUCAAAAGUAGGGUUGAGUAGCGUUUACAUGCACACCGACAUUCAGGAACUGGGCAUGUAAUGUUUAGCUCUAACACAGUGAACAAAGUGAUAACUAAACAAAGAUUCGGGAUUCCAAGUCGGUCGGAAUCGAAGGAGGUUAACAAAACUGAAAGCGAAAAGUAAUUUUGACAUGCCAAAUGGAGUUGAGCCCCGUCCAUGCAAUCGUUGUACAUAAUUAUGCACGAUUAAAAUAUUACAAAAAAAAACACAAAAAACAAAAACCACAGUGACGAGUGGCUCGAAGAAAAAUUGAACCAGAAUGAAAGUCUCUCCAAAAAUGUAAUUCCACUCUGGUUUAAACAAGUAUGGCCAUAUCUGAAUCACUUGGCUACGGCUUGAAAUUACACACGAGUCUAUGAGAGUGGCUGAAGCCACUUCUCAUAGAGUCUCUGUUUUAAUUUUAAGCCGCAUAUAGUUUGGACACGGCUUAUGAACAGUACGUAGAGGCAUUAUCCAUCCGCGAGCAACUGUAUACUUGUGAUCACUGAUGGGUCAAGUUAUCAUUUCAGCUUCAUUGCGACUUUGUCUCUAACUGGCUUCAACGCCAUUUGCAUAUUAUAGGCCUAAGCCUAAAUGUUCUUUUAAUCAAAGAUUUCAAACUUUAAAUCUAAAGCAAACGAUCCAGCAGAGGGUGCACUCAAGUUCAUCCGUCAUCCUCUAAGUCGAGAUCUUAGAUCAUAAACCUUGAGCCUAAAGCAGUAAACGGGACUGAGCUUUGAAACGGACCCGUAUAAGCAGUACUAAUGACAACUUCCUUGAGUAUUGAGCAGCUGCAAUAGAAUACGCACUUUCCUUUGCACGCCACUCGUGCGAGUGAUGAAAACAGCUGAUUAAAGUUCAGAGAGAAUUUAAAAAUUAGUUGCAAAGUUAUGAGAGUUUCUAUGAACCGUGAAGGAUGUUGUACGAAUCCAUAUCUUUUUUACGAUUUCCCUUUCGUUUAAAAGGUCAGGGGUUGUUAAACGCAUGAAAAAUACAGUGUGUGUUUGUGUGUUUAAUGCUGAUACUAACACAGUACUUAUGAGAAACGAGUGGAAUUGGAUUAUUUUGCAUGCAGUGGAAGUUCAUAGUAAAAUUAGUUUUUAGUUUUCAAAAUUAUAGCAUGGCCCUAAGGGCUAUUUGGAAAUGCAAGUUUUUCAAGAGAAGCUUAAACACAAUGUGUGGGAUAUACUCAUUGAACACCUUCAACGUUUCAGGACGGAAACUGGGGCCAGUAAUGUCAGACUAACUUGGAGGAGACACGGUAGGUUGAACAGGACACAGUUUGUAACACUCGCAAAAUUCAACACAUUAGAAUCCGCAGUAGUAUUGCCGAGUAAAUUGAAAGCAACUUUCAGCAAUUGCUAGUGUAUAUGUAGGCGUAUCCGAUAAUUGCUUUUGGUUAUAUAUUUACUAUUUUGUAACAAAUGAUGGGAUGUUAAUAAUUUAUCCUGACCACUCUUUUGUAAUUACCGAUACCUGGCUCUUUUUAGCUUAUUUGCUAGAAAAGUUGAACCGUUGUAUUUUCUGAAACCAAAUUAGUUUUCCCAAAUGUCACAAUAAGUAUUCUUAUUUCUAUAUAUAAAAUGAUGCUAUGUAAAUUGGUAUAUUUGGGAUCAUAAACUGAUACUUUAAUGCGUGCGGCAGGUAUGGGGCAGUGUGAACAAAAAUCACGAAUUACUGAUUAUCAUUGAGUAUCCAAAAAGUCUUGUUUACGCUUCAUAAUUUAAAUAAAUUUUAAAAUAUACGGUAAUAUGUUUUAGAACAAAUUUGUGUAUGUUGUCCUAAGGAUAACAUUUAAAUGUAAUCAUGAGUGAUUACAGACUGUGAAAGAUUAUUUCAAGUACACCAGUACAUAUUGAGUUGUACAUGUCUACGCAAGAAGUUCCAAUUUGAAACACUGCCUUCCAGUAAUGAUGUUAUUAAGCCAGUGUGCGUCGCCAUUUUGGAGUGCGUGCAUCAAUAUAGCAUGCACACAGUGAACGUACUACAGAUUGGCAUGGUAACAGAGAUAAAUAAUAAUGACGUUCAUGGUUUUAGCAGGUGAAUAGCGAUGCAGUGGAUGCAGUGCUAAGGGGGAAAAUAAAAACUCAAAAUCACCUUUCAUUUUGGUCAAUUAAUGACCAUUUACUUCGGUUGAAGUCAACUUGUACAAUGGUAAAAUCCAUACGCACACGAUUGUAUCGGCUGCAACGGCUGCGUUUAUAGCGAGUCAAUGAAUUAAGCUAGCUUUUAUGUCAUAACAUUGUCAAAUAUGAGUUUAUUUAUCUCCAGGGCAAUGAAAAGUAGAAAUUAUAAUAGGGGUUAAAAAACCAUGCACGAUUCACAGGGCUGUCACUGUUAUUUUGAGAGGUUGGCUGCGUGUAGAAUAUUGUAAGUAAGUCUGACGUGUGCACUUUGUUUAUGAAGGUGCUGGGUGAAAUAACAUUCUUUCUUUUUAUA